Messenger RNA from Protopterus annectens (West African lungfish), 3674 nucleotides. It is a transcript of the gene ENGASE, whose product is annotated as endo-beta-N-acetylglucosaminidase. The record is from RefSeq and is a predicted model, not a curated record. Gene Ontology annotation, molecular function: mannosyl-glycoprotein endo-beta-N-acetylglucosaminidase activity. Gene Ontology annotation, biological process: protein deglycosylation. Lineage: Eukaryota; Metazoa; Chordata; Ceratodontiformes; Protopteridae. Gene Ontology annotation, cellular component: cytoplasm.
GACUCGACUACUUCAUCUUUGGAAGUCACUGCGGAAGCACAGGUUGUGCAUGAAGUGAUUAAAUAUGAUGCAAUUACACUUUCACCUGAUGCAGUUAAAAACACGCCCAUAUUUCUACGUUAUCUAACAGACAAAAUGCACAGCAGUGUACCAGGUAGUCUUGUUAUCUGGUAUGACAGUGUGCUUGAAGAUGGAAAACUAAAAUGGCAAAAUGAGCUCAAUAACCAGAACAGGGUGUUUUUUAAUGCUUGUGAUGGUAUGUUUACCAACUAUAACUGGAAGGAAGAACAUCUUCAGCGUAUGGUGGCUAUAGCAGAAGACCGGCUAGUAGAUGUCUAUGUGGGUGUGGAUGUAUUUGCUCGUAGUGAGGUUGUUGGAGGCAAAUUUGAGACGAAUCUGUCUUUGCAGAUGAUCCGAAAAUAUGGCUUUUCUGCAGCUCUCUUUGCCCCUGGCUGGGUUUUUGAAUGCCUUCCUACAAAUGAAUUCCAUCAGAAUCAAAACAAGUUCUGGAAUCUUCUUUGUGAUUACUUGCCCACGCACAGUGUCUCCAUGUUACCCUUCACCACUUCAUUUUGCCAGGGCUUUGGAAAACGUCUUUUCUUCAGGGGAAAGGAAGUGCAUGCAGGGAACUGGUUUAAUCUGAAUGCUCAGGAAAUGCAGCCUCUGUUUGUGGAUCAGAAAUUGGCAGGAGCAGGAGGCAGCUGGGUGAGAACUCGUGGCUGCUCAGAAGAUGCCUGGAAUGGUGGCUGCUGUUUACUCAUUGAGGGUGCCCUUGUUUCAGAAAAGCCAAAUGUCUCUGUAAGACUAUUGUCUCUGUUAGCUCAGGCUUCUCCAAGACUCUUUAUAUCCUUCAUUUAUAAGCAAGACUGUAGUGACAGAGUGCGGCUAGCCUUGGAAGUGACGACCACAAACAGCUGUUCCUGUGAAAAUAGUCAGAUAACCACACCACAAGACCACAGGAAAGGUACGAUUCCUCACCUACUGCCAGAGACAGAUAAUUUAGUUUCUCAAUUCAAGAAGCAGUGUGACACUCAGCCAGUGGAGGGAUGGACAAUCAAUUGUUACCUCCUGGAGUUGCAGGAAAGCUUCCUUGAGAAUGUUUUUGUCAAUAUCUCUCGCCUCCCUGAUGCUGAUGCAAAGUACAAGGAGAAGGAAGAACCAUUUGCAUUUCGAGUGGGAGAAAUAAGGAUUCUGGAUGUAAACAGUCUUUUUGCUGCCCCUGUUCAAGUACAGAAUCUGACCAUGUGCAACACUCUUUGGCGAAGAGGCUUCAACGACUGCAAAAAAAGGGAAAACCAGCUCUACCUCAGUACCACUCUGCGAUGGUUCUAUCCACCUAACACCGCAGUUAAUUUCCGAAUCUUCUGUAAGGGAAUGGAGCACCAUCAGUCUGUGACCAUUGCAGAAUCAGAAAAGAUGGUGCUGAUUGGACGAGCAUAUAACAGAGUUUACCGUGUUGUGGAUAUUCCUAUUCCUGAUCCCCCUGUUGGUACAUCAGGCCAAGUAGAGUUUUUAGUGCAGCCAAUUACAAAGGAAGGCUUUGUGGGGCAGAGUUCAAACUGCUCUAGAUUGGUUGUCAACUAUUUAGAAAAACAGUGAAUCCUAGUAUUAUUUCUUCAUUGUAAUGCUGUCAGGGUGACUGGGUGACAAAUAUUAUGUUACCUUCUACCUUUUUCUACAUUUGUAGCACAGUCCUCUGUGUGUAAGGAGCAAAAUGUAGGUCUUAUUUGCUAUCCUUAGAAAGGAAGGUAGGUUACACUUUUCAUUUAAUACAGACUUCUGUUUCUUGUUGGCAGGGUCCAUAUAGAUGAGCUCUAUAUCCCAGUAAGCCACUCACCACUUACCUGAAUGUCGCCCUCAUUUCUUCUGUCCUCCAUAUGAAUUACCUUUCCUCUCAAUGUGGUGUGUAUAUAGCAAGGCCCUGUCACUCUCUAAAUUUCAUAGCCGUAGGGCAAUUCUAACAAGACUGGCUGGUCUGAAAAGGUUAUUGCAUAUCUAUCCCUCAACUGUGCUUGCCAUUUCCUCCUGUUCCUUCCCUUGCAUGAGUGCUGAUGUCUAAGACCAUCAUAAUAUAUUUUUUCUUUUCCUUUCCCAGGGCGAACAAAGACAUGCAUUGCCCUUGCUACAUGUUUUCCUCUCUUCCAGUUCCAGCAUAUUCCCAGAUGUGCAGUAACAUCAUUACACACACUUGUGUUUCUUUCUUAGCUAUCCAUAGAUAUGCACCAACAUCAUUGAAUCAUUUGUGUCCCUUCUUGAGAUGUGAAAUGUGACAAAGUGCCUGUAAAACAAUGUCCCAGCCUCUCCUACCAGUGAAAAGUGCUAAGCUGGUAACAUUUAUCUCCCACCACAUACACAGACACACACACAUAUAUUUUAUAAAGGAGGAGUUUGUGAAGCAGUUACUUAUUCCCAAACAACAGUGUUGAUACGUAUUCUACAUCAGUACUGCUGAGCAGACCAGUGUUCUGGUAUGACAUGGAGAUUUUAGGAUAGAGCUCGCUGUGGUAAUAUAACAAAGAUUAAUAAAGUCACAUGGUCAUGAAAACUUUUUCUAGCAAGGCUUCAUUUGAAUCCCAUAGUAUGCAUCAAUGUAUACUAUGUGAAUCUGAGCAAGUUAUUUAACUGGACCAAGGUUUCAAGUUUCAUCUUAAAAGGACAUUUUCACUCAAACUAAACAUGUUUCAUUAAUUGUUGAUCUUUUAUGCACUAACAUCCCCCUCUACAUCAUUCUAGGUAGUUAGUAUCAUGUUAUAAUUUGUUUUGUCCACAGUGACCUUAUGGGGGCUGUCUUGCGAAUGUGUGUAUUUUUUUUUUAAUUAUGUUCAUCUUUCUCCUGGAGUGCACAUUGUUUCCUGUUAGUAUGACAAGAACUCAACACUGGUAUUUCAGGUACUGGGUCUCACCAUUUGCAUGUAGUGACUGCACUGUGCAUCACCUUCAUUUUAAAGUAUCUUUGUAGACUAUGACUAAUUAUGUUUCAUUGUUUAAGUUAACUGACAUUUUAAAUGUCCUUAAUGGUCCUUUUAAAUCUUCUUCCAAGCAAAGUAGAUAUCCUAAUUUGAAGUCUUUUGUAACUUCAAUAAAUUCCCAGCUGACAAUUUUAGCCGUUUAUGAUUAACAUUUUAGAUUUCCCAAACUUGGCCUGGCAUGCUUUCAAAGGCUUUCUAGUAUCCAGUCUGGACAAGUGGCCCAGAUAUGUGGGCAGAGAAAAACUGACACACAAAAUAACUUGAGAGUUCAAGUGUUAUGAGGCAUUGGCCUUUUUAUUGUGACCUGUGAUUGUAAGCUUAUCAACUAAGAGGCAAGCAGUGUUUUUUCAGUCUUCUGGUAAAUAAAACUGUUAAUAGUAGGAACAUUGUCUUUGGUGAAUUAAAAGGAAUGGAAGGGUGGAGUUGUCCUUUUUGAAGAGGCACUUGGGCCUGACUGGUCACUGCUGGAUUAAAAAAAUAAUGACAUGCUGUAACUUACUGGUACAUGCUGUAACUUACUGGUACUUUAAAGCAAAGUUAAAGUGCAGACAGGUUUAAGCCCUGUUUUUCAGCAAGGAAACAAAGUCAGGAGUAAAGUGAUAAAAAUUCAGGUAAUGAUUGUUUGCCAAAUACUUCUUUCUGUCCCUAAAGAGUGGUAAUCCUUCAAAGAACUGGGUAGAUGGUAAAACGUCCAUUACCACUGAG